GUAAGUGAUGCUUUGUCAUACCUCGCGAGCUCUGAGGUAAAUAUAGACGUUGGGUCCCCGAUUCAUUGACGACAGCUAGCUUCGGUAGCUAAUGUGUGGCGUUAGCUGCCUAGCUCCACAUAAGCAGCCGCUUGCUCUGUUGCAAUGCGUAUACAAUCCAAAACAAAUCCACAUAUUUGGCCGGCUGCUAACUGUGUUUCUGCCAAGGAGCUUUGGUGGUCAUGAGAAGGGCUGAGCUGGGCUAGUGUGCGCAUUGUUGUUGGUGUUUCAUCAUUGCUAGACUGGUACAGUCAAGAGGUGGGGUGUGGAUGACCAGAUCCAAUGCGUCGGUUCUGCAAAAAAAAAAACCCUCCACAGACUCACACGUAGCUUCAUCUGGAUGGUGACAACAUGUGCUGCGACUUCGUGUAACAAUGCAUAACUCCCCUCUUUUCCAGUACCUGCACGAUCUAGGGCACACAGACUUUGAGGCAUGUCCAACUGCAUCACAGGAGGAGGAAUAUGGCGGUCAAGAGGGAGACCUCACCUCUCCUGACGAAGAUACACAGAAAACAGGAGGACGCUUGUGGAGACUGGUGAAAGCCUUGUGGCGAUGGAGUCCGAUUCACCAGGCGGCUGCAUCUCGUAAGCUGGGGCAGCAGCUGGACUGUGUGUUCGGCCAAUACUCGGUGAGGUGCAUUCUGGACCAGGACGUGCUGCUGCAGGAGGAUGUCGAGCUGAUCGAGCUGUUAGACCCGAGUGUGCUCACCCUCGGUUCGUCGCCGUCUGGCUCAUCCAGCCGAGCGAGCACCCUGCCCAGACCAAGCCUCAUUGCCAGGCCGUCUAUGUGGGACAUGGCGGGGCUGGUUGGCCUGGCUGCAGUGCUACUGAGUCUUUGCUCCGCAUCGGAGGGCCUGUGGUCGCUGGCUGUAGCCCCGUGGGGCCUGGUGCUGCUGGGCUGGUUUGGGCUGAGGGGGGUCAUGCUGUGGAGACAGGGUCGCAUGCAGAGGGCCGUACACGCUCGGACCACGCAGCUCCAGACUCUGGUCCACAACAGCAAGACCCUGACCGGACUGUCUCGCAAAGCCCUGCGCCUGGUGCAGGAGACAGAGGUCAUCUCCAGAGGGUUCACCCUUUUGCUCGACAGGGUGAGUGCGGCCGGCUCCUUUAGCAGGGCGGGGCCAGGGGCGAUGCCACGAGGUCAGCAGCUGAUCGGACUGAGGAAGGCCCUGUACCGGUCGCUCCGCACGGCUUUCAGAGCCUCACGCAGAGCCACCUGUCACAUGCUCAAGGCGUUUCCUCUGAACUCUGAGAUCGAUAAUGUGACCAACUAUGUGUCUGCGGUGCCUCUGAAGGAGCUGGGGCUCGGCCUGGGCAUUGAGCACCUGGGUGACGAGCAGGCUCAGGAGUUGACAGAUGACUACAGCCUGCCUGCACUGAAGAUGCUGUUCCAGCUGUGGGUGGGACAAAGCUCUGAAUGUUUCCGUCGACUGGCUCUUCUCCUGUCACCCAGAAGAAUAGAAGAGCCAGAAGAGGGCGGACCCAAAGGAGACACCUCCCCUCCCCCUCUGCACCGGUCCAUCGCAGCAGUGACCGAGCCCCUCCACCACGCUCUGGGCAGCUGCCUUGGCGAAGUGCAGCGCAGCUAUGACUUCCACCGGCACUUUGAGUCACAGCUGAGGACGACGGGCUCUGACAGGACAGUGAGAGCCAGGGAGAAGUGCCGAGACCUCAACACCUUGCACACCUCCAUCCGAAGCCUGCAGCUGCACCUCAAAGCCCUGCUUAGCGAGAUGAUCAUCCUAGAGGACGACUUGGAGAAACUGAUGGUGUCCAAGGAACCGACAGAGUUGACGUUUGAAGGCUACCAGGACCUCAGUGACCGACUGCACCAGCUGCAUCCUCACAUGCAGGCCAGCACCGGCUGCUGGGAGGACACCAUCACCCAGGUGGAGCGCAUGCUGAGACGGGCCAACGCCUGCCCAGGAAAUGCUGAGUGUCUAGAGCAGUGUGGCCCCCCUCUACCCGAGGUUCCUGCUCCUCCUCCAUCCUACCCGUUGAUCCUGGACAGAGACCCUGUGCCAGAAGAGCUGGAGUGGGAGGCCUACGUGUCCGACUCAGACUCUGACGGUGAAGGCAGAGGGUCUUGGUCCGACAUGUUGUCACUGGAGGAACGGGAGAGGCAGCGCCGGGAGAGGGAGGAGUCCCGCCGUGUCCUGUCAGAGCUCAAAUCUGUGCUGGGUUUCCGUGCAUCAGAGGGGGAGAGGAUGAAGAGGAAGCAGCUGCUCUUCAACGACCAAGCUGCUGUGACGCCUUUAGCACACAGUGAGAGUUCAGAUCCUGCCACAAAGCCGACUUCUCUGGGAUCGGUAGAAGCUGGCAAAGAGGAAGGAAACCACCUUUCAGAGUGCCCUGCAGGAAAUGAAGGGGAAGGAAGAGACGACAGGGUGAGGCCUGAACCCUCCACAGAACCGGUGAUGGAGUUCAGCUGUGGCUUGGAGGCAAAGGAAGGAGAGUUGGGAGGAACUUCAGCGUGUACGAGAGGAGGAGGAGGAGCGUCGGAGCUGCACCAAUACGACGGUGUCCUGGAGGAGGCAGAGAACCAGAACGGUCUGGACUGCUUCCUGGUGCCUAAAAUCCCUGCUGUCUCCGUGAUGGACAGACUGACGGAGAUUCACGGCUCAGAGGCUCUGAGCUUCAGCUCCGCCCUCGCCGCUCAGGUGGCGGCGCGCUCGCAAUCGCUCAUCAACAUGGAGGAGCAGACGUUCGGAGAUGAGGAGGAGGAGGAGGAGGAUGAAGAGGAAAGCGACAGACGAACCCCUAAGAAGGACUGAUAUUAAACCUCGCUGCUUUAACCAAGCAUUGAGCAGAGACUGUAUUUAUGUCUGAUUGUCUGGAUGGCUUUUAUUGCUGUGGUCUGUGUUACAUCUUAACUGUUUCUGGUGUUGAGGUAUUUCAAAUUUACGCCACUCUUUAUUACCCGUCCGUCCAUGUUACAUUACCCACAAUUCUUACUGCUCUUUUGCUGUUAAAACUCAGGUACCAGAACCACUAAAACACAACAUGACCUGACAGUGUUAAGGUCAGAAGGCCAGAAUGUCUACACUUUACUUGGUUCAUCCACAUAGUGUAUAUUGCUCACAGUCAUUAAAGAAACACGUGAUUGGCUCCAAUACAUAAAAACCAUGUACGUUUUCUCCUGAGACCCUGUAAUCAAAGCACUCCAAUCUGAGUUACUGUCAGGAACUGUUGGGCUGGAGGAGACGAACAGUUGAGAGCAUUUUUCUGAGAUACAGCGGUACUUCUUUGUGUUCAGACAGAAAGCAAAGAUAGCCCUGCCGACAAAUUCAAGUUUAUCCCAGGACUUAAUGAAACAGAGAGAGGCUGGAGGGAAACCGGAGUUGCACAAACAGCUCCCGAUCCGAUACUGAAAUCUGAUAUCGGCCCGAUACGGAGUCAAAUAUCUGGAUCAGGUAACCGCGACAAGGGAGCCGAUCUAUUCGGUUCACUUACGUUGAUGCACCACCAGUGUCGGUAAACCUGAGCUAACAGCAUGGAGGGAGCUAAAAACAAGGGGUCAGCAGUUUGGAGGCAUUUGACGCUUGUUCACGCUUGAUGUUGCCUUACAAAUAAAAUGAUUCCCAGUCUCUUUCUCACA
Messenger RNA from Micropterus salmoides (largemouth bass), 3637 nucleotides. It is a transcript of the gene vezt, whose product is annotated as vezatin, adherens junctions transmembrane protein. Gene Ontology annotation, cellular component: plasma membrane. NCBI's taxonomy places the organism in Eukaryota, Metazoa, Chordata, Actinopteri, Centrarchiformes, Centrarchidae. The transcript has 12 exons. The record is from RefSeq and is a predicted model, not a curated record. The coding region runs from base 414 to 2813 and encodes 799 amino acids. Gene Ontology annotation, biological process: cell-cell adhesion. Gene Ontology annotation, molecular function: myosin binding.